Anguilla anguilla (European eel) is the source of this 2428-nucleotide messenger RNA. RefSeq names its product probable G-protein coupled receptor 148. The transcript is spliced from 2 exons. The record is from RefSeq and is a predicted model, not a curated record. Bases 1020 to 2009 code for a protein of 329 amino acids. Gene Ontology annotation, cellular component: membrane. Gene Ontology annotation, molecular function: G protein-coupled receptor activity. NCBI's taxonomy places the organism in Eukaryota, Metazoa, Chordata, Actinopteri, Anguilliformes, Anguillidae. Gene Ontology annotation, biological process: G protein-coupled receptor signaling pathway.
GUUGAAGUUGAUAAACUUGAAGUGAAUUUCAAUUCUGAAUUCAUUAAAAACUAUGUACAUCGUGAUCAUGAUGUACUAUGUAGCCUACAUCAUGAUCCAGCCAGCUUUUCAGUAAUCUUCCCAGUCCAUGUUGACAUGUUCAGUUAAGCAAAACCUUUUAAGUGGAUGCAUGCAAUGAUAGCCCACCUAAACAUGAAUUAAACCUGUAUACCCACACCAUUGUCUCUGAAACAAAAUACCACAGUGACAUUUUCUUAAACUUUUCAUUUACAUCUUCAUGUUUUCUGAACAAAUUGACUUGCAUGGCAGAUUUUGCUGUCAAACAUUCCUCUCUACAGUAUAGAGGGCAGAAUCAUAAUGCAAUCCUGGUGACGUACCCUUGGACAGUGAUGGCCCUCUUUAUUGGUCUGCUUGGUACAGAAAGGUGCAGUCAGAUGCACUUUGCUCAGGGAGGUUUUUUUUUUUUUUAAAGCUUCCGUUUCCAUGGUUACCUGCGGGCUCCAACGUACGGAUGACAGGAUGGCACGUAUUUGCAGUGGUGAUUCUCAUGCUUUGACUGGACUCGGCAUAUGGCCGUGCUUUUUUCACUGCUCCGGAUAUGAGAUGGGAGACAGCUGUGCCCAAGUCAAUAAAAUUAGGUCUGAGAAGACAGUGAAGUGUCAUGGGAUUGCGUACAUGGCAUUUGUCUUAUCUGUACUCUGGGUAGGGGAAGGAUGGGCCUGGCAGUCGUGGGGAGGGGGCCUGAAGAGUGUUUUCAACAGUGUUGUGUUACCAUGCAACCACCGAAUGGCCUUUAUUUCAAGUCAAAAUGAUCACAAAUAAGUCAAUAGUGGUCAUCCGCUGAUAACAGCAGUAUCACGUCUCUAAAGAAAUUGAUCUCCAAGAGCAUUACUACUGCUGGCGAGUAACUGACUGGUAUUGGUGGGUCGUCUUACCAUCUGUGCUUCUAAAGGGAGGAAGCUGUGAUUAGCUGAGAGGUGAUUGGCUUUGGCACAUCCGUGCUGUCUGAAGAGGAACCAAUGAAUAUCUCUCCAUAUGACAUUGGUGGGACGAGGGCAUCGUGGUCCAAGAUGUCCAACAUCACGGCAGAGUGGUACGAGAUCCUGCAGAGCUGGCACAUGGAGCUCUUCCUCAUCCCGACCGCGGUCUUCACGGCCCUAGCCCUGGUGGCCAACCCCCUGCUGCUGGCCUGCAUCCUGUUCUCCAGGGCCCUGCGGCAGGAGACGCGCUAUCUGCUGCUGGCUAACACCCUGCUGGCUGACACGGUCUUCCUCGCCAUCAACCUGGCCAACCUGGCCUGCAACUCGCUGGCCGUGUGGAUGACGCGCCCGCUGUGUGGCCUGGUCACAGCCGCCUCCGUCACGGCCUACUGCAGCAGCAUCCUCACCAUCACCCUCAUGGCGGCCGACACCUACGCGGCCGUCCGCUGGCCCCUGCACUACCGCAACCGGCUGCCCCCCUCCCGCACCCGCAAGAUCCUGGCGGCGGUGUGGCUGGCGGCGGCCAUGUACCCCGUCUCCCUGAUGAUCGUCAUGGAGGUGGUGGAGGAGGGCGUCCCCUGGAGGCAGGCAGUGUGCCUGGUGCUCCUCUCCUUGAGCUCCAUGGGGGAGGAGAUGAUGGUGGGCCUGCACAUGUAUUUCUUCAUCUGUGCCGCGCUCUGCACCGCCCUCAUCGUGUACUGCUACGCCCGUCUCUACGCCGUCACCAAGACCUCCGGCAUCUGGCAGAGCCGCUACUCCCGCGCCCGGGUGACCCUGCUGUCGCACGCCGUGAUGCUCCUCCUCUACUUCGGCCCCGGCCUGGUCUUCACCGUGGAGCUGGUGCUGUUUCGCCGAAGCAGCGUGAGCCGGGACGUGAGCGUGUGGAUCAACACGGUCAACAUGAGCGUGCUCAUGCCGCUGCCCCGGGCGUGCGCGCCCUUCCUGUACGGUCUGCGGUACCGCGAGGUCUACUACACCCUCCUGGCGCUCUUCCACAGGCGGAGGCUCAGCCAGGUCACGGUGGCAUAGUCCUUCCAGCAUUCUGCCUUCCUGGGUGAAAGUACAUGAACAAGAACUUCAUAAGGUCCCCUUUUCAUUCCUGGUAGUGGCAUCAGCAGUGAUUGCGCAAAAAAAAGCAGUGUGUUUGAACUUCAUCGUUGGUUCAACGCAUUGUUUUUGUAUUGCAUAUCGAGUUGGACAAAAGAUCAUGAUCACUCCUUCCUGCCCCAAGGGUCAAAAUUCCACUUGUUAAUUGAGAACUAGUGUCAUGGCAACCAUAUUUUGUUUCCCUGGAUGUGCCUUCCCUCUCUGCGAAGUAGACAUCAGAGGAGACUCACACAGAUGGCAGUCUUGUGAUAUGACAUGACAUAAAUGAACUUGGAAAUUCUGUCUGAAAAAACUGUUCAGUUACGUCAACCAUUCGGGCCUCAUUAAACUAAAUUUUGAAA